Molecule: messenger RNA, 2700 nt
Organism: Artibeus jamaicensis (Jamaican fruit-eating bat)
Lineage: Eukaryota; Metazoa; Chordata; Mammalia; Chiroptera; Phyllostomidae
Gene: TGFBI
Product: transforming growth factor beta induced
Exons: 17
Coding region: 61-2112 (683 amino acids)
Biological process (GO): extracellular matrix organization; cell adhesion
Cellular component (GO): extracellular matrix
Molecular function (GO): cell adhesion molecule binding
Source: RefSeq, a predicted model, not a curated record
GACGCGGCAGAGGCGCCCUCACUGCCCGCUGCUCGCCGUCGCUCCUCGCGUCCUCACUCCAUGGCGCUCCUCCUGCGGCUGCUGCCCCUUGCCUUGGCGCUGGCCCUGGGCCCCGCCAACACCCUGGAGGGCCCCGCCAAGUCACCCUACCAGCUGGUGCUGCAGCACAGCCGGCUCCGGGGUCGACAGCAUGGCCCCAACGUGUGUGCGGUGCAGAAGCUCAUCGGCACCAACAAGAAGUACUUCACCAACUGCAAGCAGUGGUACCAGAGGAAGAUCUGUGGCAAGUCAACAGUCAUCAGCUACGAGUGCUGCCCUGGGUACGAAAAGGUCCCGGGGGAGAAGGGCUGUCCUGCAGCUCUGCCACUUUCAAACCUUUAUGAGACACUGGGGGUUGUUGGAUCGACCACCACUCAGCUGUACACGGACCGCACCGAGAAGCUGAGGCCCGAGAUGGAGGGUCCCGGCAGCUUCACCAUUUUCGCCCCCAGCAACGACGCCUGGGCUGCCCUGCCAGCUGAAGUGCUGGACUCCCUGGUGAGCAACGUCAACAUCGAGCUGCUGAACGCCCUCCGCUACCACAUGGUGAACAGACGCGUCCUAACGGACGAGCUGAAACACGGCCUGGCUCUCACCUCCAUGUACCAGAACUCCGACAUCCAGAUCCACCACUAUCCCAACGGGAUUGUGACCGUCAACUGUGCCCGGCUGCUGAAAGCUGACCACCAUGCAACCAAUGGAGUGGUGCACCUCAUUGACAAGGUCAUCUCCACCACCACCAACAACAUCCAGCAGAUCAUCGAGAUCGAGGACACCUUCGAGACCCUUCGGGCUGCCGUGGCCGCCUCCGGGCUCAACACCCUGCUGGAGGGCGACGGCCAGUACACACUCUUGGCGCCCACCAAUGAGGCCUUCGAGAAGAUCCCCGCUGAGACCUUGAACCGCAUACUGGGUGACCCAGAGGCCUUGAGAGACCUGCUGAAGAACCACAUCCUGAAGUCGGCCAUGUGUGCGGAAGCCAUCAUCGCAGGGCUGUCCCUGGAGACGCUGCAGGGCACCACGCUGGAGGUGGGCUGCAGCGGCGACAUGCUCACCGUCAACGGGAAGCCCAUCAUCUCCAAUAAAGACGUCCUGGCCACCAACGGGGUGAUCCACUUCAUCGACGAGCUGCUCAUCCCAGACUCGGCCAAGACGCUGUUUGAGUUGGCUGCAGAGUCCGAGGUCUCCACCACAAUCAACCUUUUCAAACAAGCAGGCCUCAGCUCCCAUCUUUCUGGAAAUGAGCAGUUGACUCUCCUGGCCCCCCUGAAUUCCGUCUUCAAAGAUGGAACCCCUCGCAUUGACGCUCGCACGAAGAACUUGCUUCUGAACCACAUGGUUAAAAGCCAGCUGGCCUCCAAGUAUCUGUACCACGGACAGACCCUGGACACUCUGGGCGGCAAAAAGCUGCGAGUUUUCGUUUAUCGUAAUAGCCUGUGCAUUGAGAACAGCUGCAUCGCCGCCCACGACAAGAGGGGAAGGUACGGGACCCUGUUCACCAUGGACCGCAUGCUGACCCCUCCAAUGGGGACCGUCAUGGAUGUCCUGAAGGGGGACAAUCGCUUCAGCAUGCUGGUGGCCGCCAUCCAGACUGCAGGGCUGACAGAGACGCUGAACCGGGACGGGGUCUACACAGUCUUCGCCCCCACAGAUGAAGCUUUCCAAGCCAUGCCACCGGGAGAACGGAACAAACUUUUGGGCAAUGCCAAGGAGCUUGCCAACAUCCUGAAAUACCACGUUGGUGAUGAAAUCCUGGUUAGCGGAGGCGUCGGGGCCUUGGUGCGACUGAAGUCUCUCCAAGGCGACAAGCUAGAAAUCAGCUCAAAAAACAAUGUCGUGUAUGUCAAUAAAGAGCCCGUUGUGGAAGCCGACAUCAUGGCCACCAACGGCGUGGUCUAUGCCAUCUCCAGUGUCCUGCAGCCUCCAGCCAACAGACCUCAGGAACGAGGGGAUGAACUGGCAGACUCUGCACUUGAAAUUUUCAGACAGGCAGCAGCGUUUUCCAGGGCUGCCCAGAGCUCUGUGAAGCUAGCCCCAGUGUACCAGCGGCUGUUGGAGAGGAUGAAGCACUAGUGCGAAGCGCCACGGGGGGAGUGUGCUUCUGCAGCUCCCGGCCAGUUUCUCCCCGUUUGCCAAAGAGACUGAAUGUUUUCGAAACCCAAUAGCACACUUCAAUGUACAUGGGCCUCGCCAGAGUGAGGUCUGAGCCUUGGGCGGGUUGGGGGAGGAAGGAGAGAAGAUGUACUUUUCAUUUCUGUUCUCUCUAAACAUGGCUGUGAACCCACUGCAUGGAGAGACCUGGAAGUCACUGCCUGACAUUCGCUUUCAGAAAGGACCUGUCCCAAACAUGGAACCUCCUGCCUAUGACCACUGCUCCAGAAAAGGGAACCGAAGUUUGUGGAGCUUCCAAAACAUGCAUCAAGCAACCCAGCAUCUUGGGGCGUCCUGGCUCUGUCUGUGCUAGCGCUUCCUGCUGGAGAAAUGGUGUCACUAUAAGCUAUGAGUUGCAUGCUCUGUCAGACGUGGCUCCAGUCUACACAUGGCUUGGACGCUUCUGUUGGCCAGUAGAUGAGAGAGGGUAGGUAGAGCGCACAGAGCCCAGGAUUUCCCAGAUGUGGCAGAGCCAUGAUGUGUUUGUAAUAAUAAAGCCAAAGAAACCUA